Messenger RNA from Solea senegalensis (Senegalese sole), 1480 nucleotides. RefSeq names its product radial spoke head 14 homolog (gene rsph14). The record is from RefSeq and is a predicted model, not a curated record. The transcript is spliced from 7 exons. Lineage: Eukaryota; Metazoa; Chordata; Actinopteri; Pleuronectiformes; Soleidae. Gene Ontology annotation, molecular function: protein binding. Bases 300 to 1352 code for a protein of 350 amino acids.
AGUAGAGUCCCACCAUCCGAGAACGCAGCAUCGUCGUCUAAUCAUGUGGUUACUAAGCAACAGCUACAGAGUUUUGUUUGGGUUUCUAAGAGUUAGGGUUAGCAGUGGGUGCACGGGUCUGACCAUUCUCUCUCCAGAAAUAAGUUGGUGUUUUGUCCUAAUGCGAUGUCGUAAUUUUAUCCUUUUAUCUUUUUUAUCGUCUGUUUCAUUUCUUUCUUCGCUCAGAUGUUGGAGAGUGACAGGGUUCUCAGCGAUACCACACUUUAACCCGGAGAUAAAUAGACUUAUUAAUACGCGGGAUGGACGCUGUUCUGCUGGACCAGACCCGUGCUCCGGUUGCCUUUGGCCGUCGAGCUGUUCCGCAACUGUUCGAGCAGCUGCAGCGGCCUGAGAGCGAUAGUAGGCGGCGCGCUUUGGCUUCACUCUGCGACCUGAUGCACGAGCCGGAGCGGAUCUACCAGACCGUUAACGGAGGUUUUCUUGAGCAAUUGAAGGGUUUGUUGAAGGACAAAGAUCCAACAGUUAGAAAACAAACGUGCGAGCUGCUGCACCUGCUCAGCGGCCACAACAUUGGCAGACAGGCACUGCUCUCCUCCUCUCUCCUCCCCCCUCUGUCAGAGCUGCUGGACGACGACUCAUCAUCCUGCAGGAGAAACGUCCACCAGGUGUUGAACCGCCUCGCUCUGCUGCCUGCAGGUGCAGAUGCUCUCCUGUGUCUGGUUCCUAAACUAAUGAUGAAGCUCAAAGAGGAGGAAGAGGAGGAGGAGGAGGAGGUGCAGGUGCUGCUCCUCUCCACCCUCAGCUGCUGCUCCUCUCUGGAUGCUCUUCCUGCUCUGGCCCUUGAUGCUGUGUCGCUUGUGAGACACAAACUCUCACACAGCUCCCCGAACGUGCGCAGAGAGGCUGCUGCAGCCAUGAUGGCACUCAGCGUUCCUGAGGACGGGAAGCGGCGGGUGUGCGAGGAGGCCGUACUUCCUGUCAUGGUUGGUCUGCUGCAGGACACAGAUGUCAAGGUUCAGGCCAACGCUGCAGGAGUCAUCAUGUACACCGCCAUCACCACCCCAGGUAAACUGCAGUGUCUCGAUCUGGACGUGGUCCCUAUUCUCCUUGACCUUGUGUCCAAGAAGAAAGAGGAAGAGGAAGAGGACAACAUGGAGAGGAGGAGGAGGAUGAAGGCCCUCAUCAUGUACUCAUUGCGAGCUCUGACCGCUUUGGCUGAAGCUCCAAACGGCCGUUGCCUUCUGCUGGAGCAGCUCCCUCUACUGGAGAGGAGGAGUGAGGCAGCAGAGGAGGACGAGGACAUCCGGCGGGCUGCUCAAACUGCUGUCAGGGUCAUUACCUGGACACCGUGAGACAAGACACUGUAUAAUACACUACCCAUACCCUCUUUAUCGAAACAACACACAGGUGACCUUAGUAAGUCACCUGCCAAGUUUGAGGCUGUCAAGGGACGCAUUAAACAGACAUGUGAAGAACAGAC